Pistacia vera is the source of this 1550-nucleotide messenger RNA. RefSeq lists its product as uncharacterized. The record is from RefSeq and is a predicted model, not a curated record. The transcript has 4 exons. The coding region runs from base 189 to 1364 and encodes 391 amino acids. NCBI's taxonomy places the organism in Eukaryota, Viridiplantae, Streptophyta, Magnoliopsida, Sapindales, Anacardiaceae.
ACAAAAAUGUAACUGAAACGGGAGCAAAGGCUUUUCCCCUGAAGAAAGUUAUAAAGUCCCCACAAAAUCCGUGGUUUGUUUGAAAGGGAACGUGAAAAAAAUGAGAGGGAUGUUAUUACUUCUAUCUUUGUAAGAACAAUCAAUUAUUCCGUGAACAAUUACAAACCCACUCAAAAUCGAUACAGUGGAUGGUGAGACUGAAGCCUUUUGCAAAUAAUAAUAAUAAUAAUAAUAUGUUGAUUGAAUCUCCUGCUCGACGCCUUGUUGUCUUGAUCGCUUGUAUUUUCAUCUCCUGUUUAAUUCUCUACAGCAUUGCUGAUUCUCUCCGGUUCCUCCCUGUUUCUGUCUACGGUUCUUCCUCUGCUUUCCCUUCCAUUUUCCCUUCUGUUAUCGACACCGAUUCUCUUCUGGAUAGUGAGGAAUAUAGGCUUGAGAAAGUUCUGAAGAAUGCUGCCAUGGAAGACAACACUGUGAUAUUAACAACUUUGAACGAAGCAUGGGCAGCUCCUAAUUCAGUCCUUGAUCUUUUCCUUGAGAGCUUUCGAAUUGGAUACGGGACGCGAAGACUUUUGAAUCACUUGGUGAUUAUUGCUUAUGAUCAAAAAGCGUUUAGACGUUGUUUGGUUGUUCAUAGGCAUUGCUUUGCUCUUGUUACUGAUGGAGUGGAUUUUCAUCAGGAGGCAUACUUUAUGACUCCUGAUUAUUUGAAGAUGAUGUGGAGAAGGAUUGAUUUCCUACGCACUGUUCUUGAGAUGGGGUACAAUUUCGUCUUCACGGAUGCUGAUGUCAUGUGGUUCAGAAAUCCAUUUCUACGAUUUUAUUCAGAUGCUGAUUUCGAGAUUGCGUGCGAUUACUUUCUAGGGACCUCUGAUGAUCUACAAAACAGAGCCAAUGGAGGAUUCAACCAUGUAAAGUCCAAUAAUCGGUCCAUAGAGUUUUACAAAUUCUGGUACUCUUCGAGGGAAACUUAUCCUGGAUCUCAUGAUCAAGAUGUCCUAAACAAUAUCAAGUUUCAUCCUUUAGUUACAGAUAUUGGACUGAAGAUGAAAUUCUUGGAUACUUCUUAUUUUGGUGGGCUAUGUGAACCUAGUGAAGAUUUUAGUGUAGUUUGUACAAUGCAUGCAAAUUGCUGCUAUGGUUUGGAUAGCAAACUUCAAGAUAUCAGAAUUAUGCUUCAGGAUUGGAAAAGUUAUUUAUCUUUACCUCCAACUUUGAAAAGUUCAUUGAUUUUGUCCUGGAGGGUCCCAUACAAUUGCAGGUUUCGGCUGACACAACUCAGAAAAUUGGAGGCAAAUCUUUGCAUUUUCAUUCUUCUGAAUCAUUCAAUCCCAAAGUUGAGUUUGGAGAGUUUAUAUGGCAGGUAAUUGAAGAUUUGUCAGCAUUAAUAUAAAAUCAAUAAUUAUUGAAUGACCAAAAUUUUGUAGAUCACUCAAAAGAGCAUGUAAUUGUCAAGUAUUUAGUGUCAGUUGCUUCAUUCACUGUAACAUGUAUUGCCAUAGUCUGUUUAAUGUUUAGCAAUCAGAAUUAACUCAAAUUAACAGUUGUUCUGU